AUGUCGACUCUCGAAACUCUCGCGCUCAAGGAUGAGGAUUACGUGGAGCUUCUGCGCAAGCUCAUCAGCGUCUCAGAAAAAGUUCAAAAUGCUCCUAGUCUAGGACUCGUGCCUUCUGAAAACCUCGUCUCUGAUUUCGUCCUGGAAGAGCUGGCACCUUUUAUUGGAUCUACACUUCAUGUUGAGCGCGUUGAAUUUGUACCAGGACGUGGCAAUGUCAUUAUCAAGUACGCACCAUCUUCAGCGUCUUCUGACAAGACACUGGCGCUUGUCGGCGCACAUUUGGAUGUUGUCCCAGCAAACCCUGAAAGUUGGGAGAGAGAUCCUUUUACUUUAACAGUUGAGGGAGAUAAACUAUACGGACGUGGAACCACGGAUUGUCUUGGACACGUAGCGCUUUUGACUUUAUUGUUUAAAGAAUUGGCAAAGCAAGCGAUACAAACCAAGACACAAGUUGUGUGUGUGCUUAUUGCCUCUGAAGAAAAUGGAGAGAUUGAAGGGGUUGGAGUUGAAACGUUGAUGGAAUCUGGAAAAUUGGAUUUUAUCAAGAAUGGACCUGUGUUUUGGAUUGAUUGCUCUGAUAGUCAACCUUGCAUUGGGACAGCUGGAGCAAUUACAUGGUCGCUUAAAGCAACAGGCAAGCUAUUUCAUAGUGGAUUGCCAAAUUUGGGGAUCAAUGGACUCGAAUUGGCUAUGGAUGCUAUGGCGAAAAUCCAAGAGUAUUUUUACAAAGAGUUUGGACCGUUAGACAAGGAAAAGGAGUACAAUUUCUCGUGUCCUUCGACUAUGAAACCAACGCGAAUCGAGUCAUCAGUUAAUGGAUUGAAUCAAAUUCCGCCUUGGACCAAAAUUGCCGGUGACGUGCGCUUGUCUCCAUUUUACGAGAUGAACGAGAUGGUGAGCAAGAUGACCGCCUUUGUAGAAGACCUCAAUACGAACAUUUCGUCCUUGGAAGGCAAGCGCGGACCAGUUUCCAUGUAUACGCUUGAAAGUGAAAGGUGCAAGGGCAUAGUAGAGCUGGUAUUUGACAAGAAUUACUACGAAGGCAUUGCCUGCUCGUUGGAUUCAAUUGGAUAUAAGGCUCUGCAUGCUGCGAUCAAUGAGGUUCUUGGACAAGCGAAACCUUUUUCAAUCAGUGGAAGCCUGCCUCUAGUUCGUGAUAUGCAGCGUGGUGGCUUUGACCUCACACUGGUUGGCUUUGGCAAGAGCUCAGUCUAUCAUGGUGACAAUGAAUAUUGCUUGUUGAGCGACAUGAAGAAUGCCAUGAGGAUUCUAGCCCUCACCAUCGCCAACGUUGAUGCUGUCUAA
Plasmopara halstedii is the source of this 1308-nucleotide messenger RNA. RefSeq names its product metalloprotease family m20 m25 m40. Gene Ontology annotation, molecular function: hydrolase activity. The transcript has 7 exons. The record is from RefSeq and is a predicted model, not a curated record. Lineage: Eukaryota; Oomycota; Peronosporomycetes; Peronosporales; Peronosporaceae. Bases 1 to 1308 code for a protein of 435 amino acids.